AUGACGAUGAUUCAAGAUAAUGCUUUGAAAUUAGGUGUUGAAAAGUAUGGUAAUUCAUGGUCAAGAAUUGCGAGUGAUCAGCAACUGAAUUUAAUACAUCGGACUGGACAAGACCUAAGAGAUCGGUGUAGAGUUGCGUUCCCUGAAACUUACGCUCGCUUUAUUAAAUCACGAAAGUCAAAUUAUAUUGAACAACCGGAUUCCCAAAUCCUAAAGAAGUUUUAUGCAUUACCAUUCCGAACUUUACAAAAAUCAGAAUCGCCCGAUGUAUAA
Molecule: messenger RNA, 273 nt
Organism: Funneliformis geosporum
Lineage: Eukaryota; Fungi; Glomeromycota; Glomeromycetes; Glomerales; Glomeraceae
Source: the annotation of a GenBank genome assembly